Messenger RNA from Funneliformis mosseae, 1089 nucleotides. The record is from the annotation of a GenBank genome assembly. Lineage: Eukaryota; Fungi; Glomeromycota; Glomeromycetes; Glomerales; Glomeraceae.
AUGGAAAUCAAGGAUGAAAUUGAUUAUUUUGUAGAAAAUGUUAAUAAACAGAUAGAUGAUUUUAAAGAAUUUGUUAGCUCUAAACUUAAAGAAUCUUGUGAAGUAAAAGAAGCGAAGUCUUUAAUGAAAAUGUUAAACACAAAAAUAUCUGAAUUAGAAUUAAAACUUAAUAAAUUAACAAAAGUUUAUGUUGAGGAGUUAUUUAAAAUUAAAAGUUUAAAUAAUAUACUUUAUCGGUUGAAAGAUUUUAUUUCAAACAAAAAGUCUGAAAUUGGAAACAAAAUAAUAGAUGAAGGUGGAAUGAAAUCAUUAUGUUCAGAAAUUUUCGGAUUAAUAAUUGACAGAUUAAAAAUUACUGGACAUAUAGGAAAUGAAAAAAUUAUGGAGUGCUUAUUUGAUGAAAAUGGAGAAUUUAAAAAAGAGAUAGCUAAAAGUAUUCAUACAAAUAAAGAUUUAAAAAGGAAUAUUAUUGAACCUUUAGUGCAAAAUUUCAUUAAAAUAAUUGAAGAGAUAGAAAUUAAAUAUGUAUUGUCAGUGAAAGAUUAUAUUGAAUUUAUUAAAAAGUUAUGGAUAAGUAAAAGUGCAGGAUUUGAGAAAGUUCUUAAACGUGAACUAAUUAAUAAUGGAUAUGACAAAGAUCAUUCUCAAAAUGUAGUACAAUCAUAUUUUAAAGAUAGAAAUUUUGCUGAACUUGAUGAAGAGCUGACAAAAGAUUUUUUUGAACAAUUAACUAAAUUGAAAGAGUUUGAAAAUGAUCAAAAUCAAUGGAAGUCCAAAAUUAAAGAAUUAAUGAUUCAUUUUGAUAAACGAUUAAUAAUGGUUACCGAUUUUUUAAUAUCUUUGAAUAAUUUUCACCGUAUGCACGAUCCAAAGAAAAUUAUUGAAAAAAUCAAAGAAAAUAUCGGGUAUCCAUGUGAUGUUCAAAAAGCUGAUCAAAAUAUUUAUGAUGAAUUCAUUUAUGGAUAUGUUUCAUAUGUUAAAAAUAGCAAUGAAAACUUUUUAAAAUAUGGCACAGCAUUAUUAAUAUUUGCCAUUGAAGCACAUGAUACAGAUUUAAUAGACAGCAUUUUAUUGGUUAUCUACCAAUGA